GUGUGUGUGUGUGUGUGUGUGUGUGUGUGUGUGUGUGUGUGUGUGUGUGUGUGUGUGUGUGUGUGUGUGUGUGUGUGUGUGUGUGUGUGUGUGUGUGUGUGUGUGUGUACUUGCCUUUAUCACAAAGUGGGGACUUUGACCGGAGAAAGGACUCACGCGGUGGGGACCGUUUGACAGGUGGGGACACACACUCGGUCCCCAUCAUGUUUUUGCUAUAGAUGAGCCUAGGACCCCAUUAUAAACUGUCUCAAUACAAAAAUUUAGGUUGUCCUAAAAGUCAUGAAAUUUCGAAAAAGUGUGUUAUGUGUGUAUUUUGGAGGUGCUCAGUAUCGCCACCUAUGGCCAACCAGUGUAACUGCAUGUCUCUCUUACACACACACACAUCCGAGACAUCGACCAAUCAGAUCCAAGAAAACAAAACAUGCAAAUUAGUAGAGAUUUUCCGGAAGUACAGCCGCCAUGUUGGGAACUUUGAUGUCUGCAUGCACCUGAGACAGCGUCGACCAACUUCACGGAUUAAAGACUAACAUGCGACGACAUCGACUCAAUCCCAUGCAUGAUGCAUGUGAUCAUGCAGCCAAUGCCAGGGACAAGACUCAAAUGCUGGACGUGAAAUACAUCAGUCCUCAAAAAGGCCGUGGUGUCUUUACCUUAGCACCAUUCCAGCAGGGUGAGUUUGUGGUAGAAUACAGAGGAGUGGUCAUUGAUGCAGCAGAAGCUGAGCACAGGCGAAGAAUUUACCAUAAAGACUGUGCCUUUAUGUUUGACUUUAAAUGGAAACGCAAAUGGUGGUGCAUUGAUGCAACAUUAGAAGACAACACUCUUGGGAGAUUGGUGAAUGAUGACCAUAAGACUCCUAAUUGCCGCAUGAAGUUAAUUGAGGCUGAUGGUAAACCACAUCUCUGUUUGUUUGCCCUCCGUGACAUCGGCCAAGGAGAAGAGAUCACUUAUGAUUAUGGUGGGACAGACUGGCCUUGGAGAAAUGAGUCUUCCAAGAAGUGCAACUUGCAAGCAAGCACCUCAAUGAAACCUGAGGGAGGAGCCAAUUCAAAAGUGCAGGAGAAGGGUGAUGAUGCUACUUGCAGCCUUGAAAAUGUGCCUUCUACCAGCGAAUGUCCAACUCCUGCCACUCAGCUCCGAGUUCCGGUGGAGCCCCGUGAGCUCCGAGCCUCACGGCCGAGCGGAGCCCCGCGAGCCCCGCGGCCGAGCCGAGCCCCGCGAGUCCCGCGGCCGGCCGAGCCGAGCCCCGCGAGUCCCGCGGCCGGCCGAGCCCCGCGAGCCGCGGCCGGGCCGAGCUCCGAGCCCCGCGAGUCCCGCGGCCGGGCCGAGCUCCGAGCCCGCGAGUCCCGCGGCCGGGCGAGCUCCGAGCCCCGCGAGUCCCGCGGCCGGGCCGAGCUCCGAGCCCCGCGAGUCCCGCGAGUCCCGCGGCCGGGCCGAGCUCCGAAUCCCGCGGGACUCGAGUCUUUCUUUUUUCUUUCAGACGCCCCCGAGGCGUCCAAAUAG
Messenger RNA from Boleophthalmus pectinirostris (great blue-spotted mudskipper), 1503 nucleotides. RefSeq names its product histone-lysine N-methyltransferase ASH1L-like. Bases 529 to 1503 code for a protein of 324 amino acids. Gene Ontology annotation, molecular function: protein binding. The transcript is spliced from 7 exons. The record is from RefSeq and is a predicted model, not a curated record. Lineage: Eukaryota; Metazoa; Chordata; Actinopteri; Gobiiformes; Gobiidae.